AUGGUAGAGUGUAUGAAGAAGGCAGGAUUUGUCGAUAUCAUGCACAAGAGAUGGAGUAUUCCGGUUGGAGGGUGGGCCAAAGACCGCAUGCUCAAGGAAGUUGGUUUCUACGCGGCGUGGUAUGUUGACCAGGGGCUAGAAGGGUGGGCGCUUCGGCCGAUCAGCGAAAUUCUGGGAUGGAGUUACCCAAGAUUGCUGGUCUUCAUUGAGAACAUGCGGAAAGCCUUGGAGCAGCGAGGUUCGCUGCCCUACUUCAACUAUCACAUGGUAUAUGGCCGAAAGCCGGAAGUUGCAGUUUAA
Colletotrichum chrysophilum is the source of this 300-nucleotide messenger RNA. RefSeq lists its product as uncharacterized. The transcript is spliced from 2 exons. NCBI's taxonomy places the organism in Eukaryota, Fungi, Ascomycota, Sordariomycetes, Glomerellales, Glomerellaceae. Bases 1 to 300 code for a protein of 99 amino acids. The record is from RefSeq and is a predicted model, not a curated record.